AUGGCAAAUACUGCAAGGCUGAAAAGAACUGAACUUGCUACAUUUUACGUGUAUGUCGUGUUUUUGGCUUGUCUUCUACCCCACCUUUGCGUCAGAACUGCUAUUCGAAUGCAUGGUGAGUCUGUCUUGCGGAUGCAUCUGUUUCAUUAUUCAAUGACACUUGUGUUUCUAAGUUCAUCCCUCAAUCCUCUGAUCUACUCCUGGAAGAUGAGAGACAUUCGGCAAGCUGUGAUGAGUGUACUUCGUAAUAUCGUUCAAAGUCAGUAAAGCUACAAAUCGAACCUCUUGGGCGAUGAGGUUGCAGUUUCUCCGUCAGAAAAAAAAUUAGAAAUUUUAUAUCGCGUAUUAAAUAAAUAAAUAAAUAAAUAAAUAAAUCACAAUUCAUAGGGAGCACAUACACGUAGUCCUUCCCCUACAUUAAUUCCUGAUCUAACUGGAGUUUGGAAAUUAAUAUUUGGUUCUUGAGAAAAGUGGAAAACCGGAGUAUCUGAGGAAAAACACCUCGAAGCAAAGGAGAGAACAACAAGAAACUCAUCCUGCAUGGAUGAUCGAUCUAGUGUUCAGAGACACCCAUAAAAACGUUGCCGCGGCUGGAGUGUUCGAUCCUGGACGUAGUGAUCAUGACGCCCACGCACCAAGUAAAACUAGUAUAGUUGGAGUGUUUUAGUCCCUUGGAUGACUUCAACCAUUGCAGUUCAACAAGUAAGCCUAAAGCAACAAGAACAGUCGGCAUUAGAGCAUAUGAUAUCGUGAAGUUAAACCACGUUAACCGUGGAACUGAUUAACUGAAGGCUAAGUGAAUCUGAUUACUAAAGAUCAUAUUCAAGAAAGUCAAGAAAAUGACAAGCAAUUUUGAAGGACGCUCAGAAAGUCUUAACGCUCAUCUAAGACCUGCAACAGUCUCAAGUAUGGAUACUGAUGGAGCUGUUGUCCGGUCUCCACCGACUCCACUAUUUCCGCUUUGAACUCUUUUUAUGAAAGCAUCGUUAGAAACCUCACCAAAAACUUCCUUGAUGUAUCACUAUCUGCUCAGCCUGAAGUAGGCCCUUACUUUUCUAAGCGUGAUUAUUCAUCGAACUGCUAUGUAGUAAUGGCUGAUCAUUAAUGCCUUGGCAAACUUUGGUUUUAUAAACUUGGGAGAUAAGACUGAGGUGAACACACAAAAGCACUGGUCAGUCGGUAAAUAAUUACGCAUCAUGCACUUCCGCAAAUAGGCGGGGAAACUGCCAGGUGUCCUCAGGCUGAAAAGUAAGGGGGGAGGGGUAAGAGCAAGUUCAAACUGAUAAAGAAUCAUAAUAACCUAAAAUGUGUAAUAGAACAACAGUGUUGUGUUGUGAAGUAUUUUGAAAGUUAUUUUUAAGACGGAUAUAUCUUAUCUUAAGUUUAGUUUUUGUUUCAUUAAGUCUUGUUUUGUCCACGUACUGUUUUCCUGUUUUGAUCUUUUGUUUUUACUUCUACUUGAAUUUAUGCUUAAGUUCGCAAAUUUACUUAUUGCCAUAUUAGGAAUGUUAUUAGCUUGGCAUUGUCAGAUGUUAGUUUUUUACAGGUGGUCGUGUUUGUGGUGUUAGAGCUGACCUUGGUUCUUUGGUGCUUGUCAGUUGGGCUGUGCGUAGGCUAAUCUAUUCCCUUACAAUAGAAAACGUGUUGCAAUGUUAGCGAUAAGAUAUUCAAUUAUACUGAAGGUCUCCCGGUCAGCUAACACAAACAUGUCCAGCUUUGGCUAUAAAAACCGCUACUAUACUUGAACUAGUAAGUAGAGAAGAGUAGAAAUGUAGAAAAGAGUUAGAAGAGUAGGAAGAUUAAGAUUGUUAGCAGAAGUCAAAGAAGAAUAAAGGCCAAGAUGUAAAUCAGAUUCCUGGCACCACAUCGUGUAGCGAGCGAGUUGCUCGAACACACCCCCACAGUUAACAACAGAGACAAAAACAAACAAUUAACUGAGGAAAAAUCGCUACUUUUUCACGAUUCUUAAACUGUAAAAGAGAUAUUCCCCUCUUGCCUACAAAUUGGUUUUCCUGUUAGCUGGUUGGAAUUACCACGAACUAUAACGUUAUUAAGUUAAUAAAAGCAUAGUAAAAUGAGAUUGAAAAAUAGUUCCCAAGUUGAUUGUUAGUGUUGUAGUUAAAGGCAUUUUUUACUUUUGCAACAUGAUUACUUAUCGAAUUAAUUGCCUCGUCAUGAUGGCUGGUUUCAUAAAGUUGGGACUAAAAGGGAUAUUUUAAACAUUCUGAUCAUUUGCAAUUGAUUAAACUUUGACGCAUAUGACAGCAUGAUUUGUCAAGUAACUACCUCCUGUAUCUUUGUUUUAAAACCUUAGCUAGUAUUUUUUUUUUUUUUUUUUGGGGGGGGGGGGGGGGGAGAGGAACAAGUUCCUUCUCUCAACUCAAAAGAGUCGUCGUAGGUUGUAGUUACUCAAAACAUGUGCGUAUUUUUCGCUUGAGUCCAGCAAACAUGUAGGAUUGGCCUCAGACCUAAUAUUCCGCAUUUCCUCUAAACCAUCGCUAAACUCUUUUCUGUUUGACUGUGUAUUUACGAUUCAUUGCAACUGAGCCAGCUGCCGUUUCUACUUUGAUAUCGCGUCAGUAGUUUCAUAGACUACGAGUAGUCCCCAUUUUUCCUCAGGGAUAGUACAGCGAGCGAAACGCGAGCGCGCGUUAAAAUCACCCCACGCGAGAAAGGCGAGACGCGGCGGUGAGAGAGAAAAGUGCUCAUUGUUCGAUCAGUGUUUGAUCCUGGUCUUAGUAAUCAUGUGGCUCACGCACCAGCUAAAACUCGUAUAGUUAGAGGAUUUUCAGUCCCCUGGAUGACAUCAACCAUCGCAUAUCAAAUCAGAAAGCUUGAUUAUAAUCUGAAGAAAGCUAAAAGCAACCAGAAUAGAUGGCAUUGGCGCAUACAGUUAAAUCAAAAAAGGUUGCUUUUGUAGUUGGUAACUGGUAAUUGGACAUUGGGCUUAUGGAACAAUGCAAAGGUUUACUUGAGUGACCACCAAACAAUAACUUCCCAAUGCGCAAUUCUCAAUGCCCAAACCAACCUUUAUCGAAUCCGCUAUAUAUCGUCACUAAGAAUUAGGAAACCGCGUUAGUCGUGCCAUUAAGAAGGCUAUAUCGUUACUAAUCAGAUUCAAGAAAGUCAAGAACUUGCAUUGACAAGCACUUUUGAGCGCGCUCAGAAAGGCUUUAAGCUCAUCAAGCCCUCUUAGAGUAUCGCAAGUAUUGAUACUGAUGGAGCUGUUGCCCGGUCUCCUCUGCUACCGCUUUAAACUCUUUUUAUGCAAGCAUCGUUAGAAAACUCGCUCAAGACCUCCUUAAUGUAUCACUAUCUGAUCAGCCCUUACUGUUCCGAACGUGAAUAUUCAUCGAACUGCUACUAUGUAGUAAUGGCUGAUCAUUAAUGUCUUAGUUAACUUUGGUUUCAUAAACUUUUGAGAUAAGAAAGUGAACACUUAAAAUCAUUAGUAACUUGGUAAAUAAAUGGGGAUCAUGCACAUCCGCAAACAGGCGAGGAAAUUGUGAAGUGUUCUCAGGCUAAGAGGGUAGUGGUAAGAGCGAGUUCAAACAGACGAAGAAUCAUAAUAACCUACAAUGCGUAACAGAACAACGGCGUUAACAACAAAGAAGGAAAUAAAAAAUUAAGGAAAAAUCGUUACUAUAUCACGAUUCUUAAACUAAAAGCCGAAGAUGUUCUCCUCUUUCCUACGAAUUGGUUACCCUGUUGAAAGGAAAAGUAUGCUCUUAUUUAUUUACUACGCAUUAAUUUGCGCACAAUGAUAAACCUUCUUUAAUAUCAGUGGAGAAACUAGAGUUAAUAUGAAUUAGGUUUUGUUUAGCUCUGAUGAAUUAAUUACGAAAAUGUAAACCCCAAAAGUAAAAAGUAUCAUGAUAAGCUUUUUCUUUUUAAAUACAAUUAAAGAAGAAUACGAACAUAUUUUCAGCCUAAAAUCGGCAGAAAAAAUAAGAAUAUUCAGCCUGGGCCGGGAAAACAGUAUUCUUGUAAAAAAGAAUGGGUGUGUUUUAAACUGAGGAAACUGAAGCAAAUACGACUUAAUCUUAGCUGGUAACUACAGCAACUACAGCAACUACAGCAACUACAGUUACUACACCAACUACAGUAACUACAGUUACUACAAUAACUACAAUAACUACAGCAACCACACUAACUACACCAACUACGGUUACUACACCAACUUCAGCAACCGACAGCAACUUCACCAACUACACGGACUACAUCAACUACACCAACUUUGCCAGCUACAGCAGCAACUGUAGUGACGUUUAUCAUGAACCUUAGCUGCCUUAAAGUUAAUAAAGGAUAGUGUAUUGUUUUUGAAUACAUUUUCAUAGUUUCCAAGUUGAUUGUUGUAGUAUUCGAUUGCAGUUUAAGGCAUAUAUUGCUUUUGUAACAUGCUUGCUCAUUGGAUUGUCACGUCAUGUAUAAACAGGUAUUUUGAUCAUUUGCAAUUGAUUAAAUUAAGUAACUAGGCUGCUGUGUCUUAAACCGCCUCACACUCUGUAGGUCACGCUUGACCAUGUAGUUUAUCAAAAAAUGUGUGCAUGGGUCCAGCAAAUACAGUACGUUGGAUUGGUUGCGUUUGCGACAUAAAAGGCCGAAUUCUCCUCAAGUCACCGCACAACUCUUUCUGUUUGACUGUAUAUUUGCGAUUCAUUGAAAACCAACUGCCGUUGCUAAUUUAAUAUUACGUCAGUAGUUUCAUAUAACUUUCUUCCUUUUUGACUGACGAACUUUAGCACUUACAAGGCUCGACCUAUCGCGUUUAGCUUAAAAGAAAAAAAUAUAUAAUUACUGUGUGAUGAUGACGCCACAUUUAAAUUUUAAAUUCCGGGUUCAGACAUGCACAGUUUUCAUUUCAAGUAAGGUGACUUUUUUUACUAUUGUCGCGGAAGACUCAACAGUACUCAGUUUAAAACCAAUUGCCAUCGGAGGAGGAAGAGAAUCGUUGGAAAAUAUUCAGUAAGUCUCGCAAAGAAUUAUUUCCAGCGUCAGCCUCGUUCAAAGAAAAAAGCACUUGCAGAGUUCCUCAAAAGUUCUACACAGCUGCUAAAACUUAAGACUGUAUAAAACGCUCCAUUCAAUGGCGGAAGCUGAAGGUCAGUCUCAUUCAAAACUGAUGAAACCUAGAAAGCAACGGAUUUCUUUUCAUAUUAUACUAGAAACUGAACAGUGAUCAAGGUCCCUUGUACAAAAUGGCAAGUGCUAAAGGCUUGCAUUUGACACUUGUUGUUAGCUGCGUCUUCAACGCUUUCUUGUGUUUCACUAGCAUCUUGUUGAACAUCAUAACAAUACAAGCGCUUAGAAAAACGUCGUCGUUGCCUAAGACUUUAAAAACGUUGCUUCUAAGCCUGGCUGUGUCUGAUCUGGGUGUAGGCUUACUUGUCCAACCACUGUACGUUGCAAUUCUUCUGAUGGAAAUAGACCAAAACACAAACAGCACCGCUUAUAAUUCAGUAUAGAAAGCGUAUGUAAUCCAGAAAAAAAUAUUUGUCACGGCUUCGCAUUUUGGUGUUUUUGCAUUAACUGUUGACAGAUUCUUGGCAAUCCAUCUUCAUCUCAGAUACCAGGAACUUGUAACUCACAAACGUGUUGUUGCUGUCGUGAUCUCAGUCUGGGUGUUAAGUGCAUCAAUUUCCAUCCCGCGUGGGUUGUCCCAAGAUCCUUUUAUUAUGCCAGCAGUCAUUAUAGUCGUUUGUAUCAUAACUACAGGAUUGCUUUAUUGCAAGAUAUACGCAGCCAUGAGACACCAAACAAACCAGAUGCAAGCUCAAGUACAACAAGUACAACAAGCGACACAGAAUGAAGAUAUGGCAAAUGCCGCAAGGCUGAAAAAAUCUUCACUGGCUACAUUCUACAUUUAUUUGGUUUACUUAGCUUGCUAUUUGCCAAUAGCUUGUGUUGUUCUUGCCAAGGUCAAUAGUAAAACCGCCUUGUAUUUCACAUCGGCGACUCUUGUGUAUCUUAAUUCAUCCCUCAAUCCCUUGAUCUACUGCUGGAAGAUGAGACACAUUCGACAAACUGUUAUGAAUAUACUUCGAAAUAUUUUUGCGAUUGGUCAGCAUUAA
This is a messenger RNA of Porites evermanni, 6071 nucleotides long. The record is from the annotation of a GenBank genome assembly. Lineage: Eukaryota; Metazoa; Cnidaria; Anthozoa; Scleractinia; Poritidae.